UUCUCCUUCCAAUAAGCUUUUCGUGUGUUAUCGUUAAUGGAGAUAAUAGGGUUUUAGCGAGGAAGAGAAACAAAAUUCACGUAAAACAAUCCAAAAGAAACACAAUUGAUAAUGUCCUCGCUGACGUUGAAACCAACGUUUCUGUUACAGGCAUAUGGUUCUUCGUCUUCGUCGUCUGCCGGAAGUCGACGGCUUUGUUCUCUGAUUAGCUUCCAGAAGAAAACAUUUCGCAAACAAAAAUUCACUCUGAGAGCUCAAUCCCUCGAUUCACCGCAAAAUAACAACGAAAACGAUACCAAACCUCCAAAUGGCUCUAUGCACAAAAGCAGAAGGGAAAUUCUACUGGAGUAUGUGCAAAAUGUACAACCGGAAUUCAUGGAGUUGUUUGUGAAAAAAGCACCACAACAGGUAGUUGAGGCAAUGCGCCAAACAGUGACAAACAUGAUUGGAACAUUACCUCCACAAUUUUUCGCCAUUACUGUAACCACGGUCGCUGAAAAUCUUGCUCAGCUUAUGUAUAGUGUCUUGAUGACUGGAUAUAUGUUUAGGAAUGCUCAAUUUCGGUUAGAACUGCAACAAAGUCUGGAACAGGCUGCCCUUCCUGAAGCACAGGAAGAAAAGGAUUCACCAGAUUAUGCAUCUGGUACCCAGAAAAAGGUGACUGGAGAAGUCAUAAGGUGGAAUAAUGUUACAGGUCCUGAAAAAAUAGACGCGUUGAAGUAUAUCGAGUUACUUGAAGCAGAAGUGGAGGAAUUGAAUCGUCAAAUGGAAAGGAAAUCUGGUAAUGGUUAUAAUGAGCUGUUGGAAUAUCUAAAGACUCUUGAGCCUCAAAAUAUCAAGGAGCUAACCAGUACAGCUGGAGAAGAUGUUGUGCUCGCCAUGAAUUCUUUCAUUAAGCGUCUCUUAGCUGUUUCAGAUCCUAGUCAAAUGAAGACUAGUGUAACAGAGACAAGUGCCCCAGAACUUGCCAAACUUCUUUAUUGGCUCAUGGUGGUUGGUUAUAGCAUCCGGAAUAUUGAAGUCCGCUUUGAUAUGGAACGGGUACUAGGCACUUCUCCAAAGCUCGCUGAGCUGCCUCCUGGUGAAAAUAUUUAGGCAUCUCUGGAAAGUGUCUAAUCUAUAGCAAGCAUUAAAACGUUGAAGCAACAUACAUUUUUCAUGAGCUUUACGAUGGUCAAUAGUAAAAUUUUAUCAAGCUUGUACGACUAUCUGGGAGGACAACAGUGGAAAUUGGUUUUAGUGCAUUUUCUUCACUCACUCCCAGCCCCGCUCCCCCUAUUAUUCUCAGUUUGGGAGCAUCAUUAAGACGCUCAUACAAAGGAAAUGUACUAUAAAUUGAUGCACAAUGUAACUUAUGUGAGUUAAUUUGAUUCAUUGCCCUCUAAAAUGUACCUCUCUGUUUAUGGGAAUGAGAAAUUUUGUGGCUUAGAUCUCCAA
Messenger RNA from Solanum lycopersicum (tomato), 1437 nucleotides. RefSeq lists its product as uncharacterized. The record is from RefSeq and is a predicted model, not a curated record. Lineage: Eukaryota; Viridiplantae; Streptophyta; Magnoliopsida; Solanales; Solanaceae.